UUAAUAUGUGUUCUGUUGUGCUUGAUAUUAAGUAACACUACCGUUAAUGUUAGUUAAUAAACUUAGAUAAUCCUGGAUAGGUGUUUGUCUGAGGACAUUGCUGCCACGGCUGCAAGUCUGUGAGGUCUCUCUGAAGUGUUAUGUAAACAGCAUCUACUGCACAGCAAGACGUUGAUGAAGAUACAGGACACAAUGUCGCAUGUGCAGUAAGGCUCACCGAGUUCCACACCUCCAAUAAUCAACUGGUCAUACCAUGAGCAUUCUGUCUAACCUUCAUCAAUGUAUUGCUGUACAGUUGUAAAUGCUUUAUGUUGCCUCACAGACUUGCAUGACACUGUCUUGGUUGCAUUAUACUUAGUCUAGUAGUUAACAUGCAUUUGUAGCUAGCAACUGCUACAACUGUUUGCGGGUCCUAACAUCGUCAUUUGAUGAAGAUUUCUUAAUUUCAUUUUCAACCAUUCCACACAGGUGGAAGUCAUCCUGUACAACCCGAAUGCCAACCUUUUCUCCGUGGUAACGUUUCUGGUGGAGUUUACCUACUACGGGAACGCCUACCCCUCAGUCGUGAUCUCCACACUCCGCCUCUUCCAGACCUCCCAAAUCCUCUUACUGGCCCUGAAGGGAGUCAUGGUGCUGUUCCUCUUCAUCUUCAUGUACAAAGAAGGAAAGCUGCUCAUGGUCCAACCAGUAGAGUACCUGUUGGAGGUGUGGAACUGGGUGGAGCUGCUCGUCAUCCUGGCCGGUUUCUCCACGCUGGGCGUGUACUUCCAGACCCAGUCCGUGAUCGACCAGGUGAGCAAGCCCGGCGGCCACACCCAGUUCUCUGUGUACCGCCGUGCGGCCGGCUGGGUGGAGGUGUACACCUACGUGACGGCCGGCCUGAUCUGCUGUGUCACCCUGAAGCUGGUUCGGCUGCUCAGGUUCAACAAGGUGGUGCAAGUCCUGUUCCUUACCAUCAAAACAUCCUUCAAGCCACUGGCUGCCUUCAUGCUGAUGGCUGGUAUCGUCAUGAUGGCCUUUACCCAGCUGGGCAGCCUGCUGUUUGGCUCUAACUUGGAGACGUACAGCAGCAUCGGCAGCAGUCUGGCCUCCAUCUGCCUCAUGACCAUCGGCAGUUUUGACACGGCAGAGCUGACGGAAGUGUCAUGGAUCUAUGGACCCAUUUUCUUCUUCCUUUUCCAGGUGAUCAUGCAGUUUUUCUUGAUGACCAUGUUUAUGGCCAUUCUGAUGGACACCUAUGCAGAUGUGGAUGGAAACACAGAGACACAGAAGUUGAGGAUGAUGGCGUACAUGCGGGAAGAAAUCAUCACUAAAAAGAGGAAGAUGCAUCAGACUGUCAAGAAGGAAAGGAGACCCCAAGACAUCAGCAGGUUGGAAAUACGCCAUGUAAACCUGCGAGUAGAUCUCAGUGUAUACAGAAAAACCUUUGACCAUACCAGCAAUACCCUUGAGUAUGGGGAAAAUAACUAAAAAGUGGGUAUCUCAUUGGUAUGGACUGCAACUAGUUGGAAUAUUAGGGGGUUGGGGGUGGUCAUGGAAACAUGAAUAAAUUUAUCAAAUAAUACAAACGUAAAUCAACAAAACACAUUGUAUCAACUGAUUUCCCAAAUUCACUGUCCUAGUUUGCAAAUCAAUCAAAAUUCAAGGCUGUUAUAUGCCAUAUCUAUGAGUCCUAGAAGAUGAAGGACCUUGUACAGCUUCUAGGAUGCAGUUCCUGGUGGCCAGUCCUGAUACAGCAGGUGACCUUCUCGCGCAGUCUCUGCUUACUCUUGUCACUAUCUGUGAGUUAAGGAUUGCCAGCAUGGCCCAGUGACUCUCUCUUAGUGUGAGCAACACUUUCAAUGUGUUUGACUUUGUUAGUAUUUACUAGUCAAUUGUACUUUUAAAAAAUUGCUGUUGCUGUGCAAACAGUAGGUUAGAAAAACUACUAAGAUCAGUUUCUAACAGUGUUACUUACUUGUACAUAGGACAUAUGUGUUAAAUAGAGCAUUUCAAAUGAUUCCUCCAUUUUGCAAGCAAAUGAAGAAGGAACUUAACUGUGUACAGCUUUUAUUUAAACCCAACCAAACUUUUUACCAAUAGAUUGGUGCUGAUCAAGACCACAUCCAACCUACCAAUAAUUGUGGUUGGGUAGAGUUGGAGGCAGGGUUGGGGGAUAUGAAGGAUGUGUGACAUAGGCUUUACUUUAAGAGGUGUAAGAAUCAUGAAGUUGUGAAUAAUAACAGAGGCAGUCAAUUGCUCCUGAAGUCAUUCUUUAUUAGAUACCAGAGCCUGUAAACAAACAGCAUCAUACUAGGUUGAAGCAGUGGCGACCAUUUUCAAAGAGCCCCACAUAUUAUUACCGUGUGCGUCUCUCUCGUGACUAAACGAUCACUGAAGGCAAUAAAUAAAACUAAGUGGAUAAUGGAUAGUAUUAAUAUACAUUCUUCACACUUUUUUCUUGGAAUUGCUUGUGUUUCUGAUGACACAUCAAGUAGACAUAUUUCUGCAUUCUGAUGACGUUGUUGACAUUUUCAGGCUUGCUACAAGGGUUGCUUUGAAGAGUAGGGAGGCUUGCCUAGCCUUGUACAUGUAUAUACACUAUGGCUCAGUCCACUCAGGCCUGAGCAGACUCUUUUGUAAUUAUCAUAGCUGACUCUUUUGUAGCUAGGCUAUUUUGGUGCUGGCCAAACUGAACUUUUUUUGAAAACAAUAAAAGCUUCUUCACAUUCAAUUGUCUGUAGGAUAGAGAUUCUGCUAGAAAUUUCAUAACAAUGGCAAACUGUGGAGAACCAACUAUAGAGCAGGAAGAUAAACAAUGACCAGCAUGCCUGAACACAUGUAACAGGCAACUGCUUCAUUUGAUAGCCAAAGAGUCAGGUGAAACUUGAUUAAUAGAAUUAUGUAAUUGUGUGAUUCACUUUGUGAGAACUCAAUAUUUUUGUAUGAAGUCCUCUCUAGCACAUCUGCCAAAUUGCAGCUGACAUGUUGAGAUAGAAGGUCCUAGCAAAAUUAAGGACGUUAUAUAACGUCCUUGGUCCUAGCUAGGCACUGUUUUUUUUUACCCUUGUAAAUGUGUGCCUUCAACUCAGGUCAUCCGUGGACCACCUCACAAUGUUAAAAAAAGGAGAAGAAAGAUUCAGUUGUGACAAAGAGCAAAGAAAACUAGUAAUCCAAAGCAUUUCAAUAUCUGUAGAGCAUUGCCCAGGCCUUCCUUUUUCUAAGCAGAAAACUCAAUAUAGCCUGAUGUACGUCCACAAGUAACUAAAUACAAUGAUAAAGGUAAACUGCCUGUGCAUUGUGUUUAAAAAGUCUAGCUCUUCCCUGCAGAAAGGUUGAUAUAGGGAUCAAAACAGCAAUGCCUCCACCACUCUCUUGCAACAACUCCUAAGCUCAGUACCACCACAAUGUAGACUUCAAACUCCUCACAUGAAGGCCACACUUCUCCGGGAAGCUCCCACCAUGAAGGGUUCUACACAUUGAUUUGCAUUCCAUGAAGACUUAAGUAUAUCCUUGAAGCAGCAUCCAGCACUUAAUUCACUGUCGGUGGUCAAGUUGUGCCAAGGGCACAUAAAUGCAAGAAGAUUUAGCUGA
This is a messenger RNA of Branchiostoma floridae (Florida lancelet), 3573 nucleotides long. RefSeq names its product polycystic kidney disease 2-like 2 protein. The coding region runs from base 628 to 1470 and encodes 280 amino acids. Lineage: Eukaryota; Metazoa; Chordata; Leptocardii; Amphioxiformes; Branchiostomatidae. The transcript is spliced from 5 exons. Gene Ontology annotation, biological process: detection of mechanical stimulus. The record is from RefSeq and is a predicted model, not a curated record. Gene Ontology annotation, molecular function: calcium channel activity; calcium ion binding. Gene Ontology annotation, cellular component: membrane.